Messenger RNA from Molossus molossus (Pallas's mastiff bat), 1886 nucleotides. It is a transcript of the gene DIRAS1, whose product is annotated as DIRAS family GTPase 1. NCBI's taxonomy places the organism in Eukaryota, Metazoa, Chordata, Mammalia, Chiroptera, Molossidae. Gene Ontology annotation, molecular function: GTPase activity; GDP binding; GTP binding. The transcript is spliced from 2 exons. The record is from RefSeq and is a predicted model, not a curated record. Gene Ontology annotation, biological process: signal transduction. The coding region runs from base 124 to 720 and encodes 198 amino acids. Gene Ontology annotation, cellular component: plasma membrane.
CGAACACGGAGCCAGCCAGCAGCAGCCGCGGCGGCGCCGCAGGGACGAGAGCCCAGGGUCAGCCUGGGGUUCUGGCAGCUGGCACGAGCCCUCUCGGCUCCGACCCCACCCCCGGCGUGGAAGAUGCCUGAGCAGAGUAAUGACUACCGGGUGGUGGUGUUCGGUGCGGGUGGCGUGGGCAAGAGCUCACUGGUGCUGCGCUUCGUGAAGGGCACAUUUCGAGACACCUACAUCCCCACCAUUGAGGACACCUACCGGCAGGUGAUCAGCUGUGACAAGAGCGUGUGCACACUGCAGAUCACCGACACUACAGGCAGCCACCAGUUCCCCGCCAUGCAGCGGCUCUCCAUCUCCAAGGGCCAUGCCUUCAUUCUGGUCUUCUCGGUCACCAGCAAGCAGUCACUGGAGGAGCUGGGGCCCAUCUACCAGCUCAUUGUGCAGAUCAAGGGCAGCGUGGAGGACAUCCCAGUCAUGCUGGUGGGCAAUAAGUGUGAUGAGACGCAGCGGGAGGUGGACACCCGCGAGGCCCAGGCUGUGGCCCAGGAGUGGAAGUGCGCCUUCAUGGAGACAUCGGCCAAGAUGAACUACAAUGUCAAGGAGCUCUUCCAGGAGCUGCUCACGCUGGAGACACGCCGGAACAUGAGCCUCAACAUCGAUGGCAAGCGCUCCAACAAACAGAAGAGGACAGACCGCAUCAAGGGCAAAUGCAUCCUCAUGUGAGCCUGGGACACCCUCCUGCCGACAGCCCCUGUCCUGGCCUGUGUUCUGGCCCCACGCCCCUCCCCAUACCACCCUGAAGCCACUCCCUUCUCCUUUCCCUUCCUCUCCUCAUCUCCUCUCUCUCCCUCUCUCUCAUCACAUCCACUUCUCUGCCAUCAUCCAACAUCCCUGAUGAGGACACUCCAAGACCCUGGUGAGCCCUGCAGUUCUGGGGCUCCAAUCCAGCUCUGUCACAUCCCUAUGCCUUCCUCCCCAUCUCUUUGCCCCACCCUCCUGUCUGUACCCCCCAAAGCCAAGUGCUAGAAGUGGCCCCCUCAAUCUGCAUAUGAGAAUAUGGGGACCGAGGACACCAGAUUUUCCCAUCUCUGCCUGUCUCUGUUUCGCCCAGGAUCCCCAUUUCUGUACCUUUCCCUGUGCCCCCAGCCAGACCUGAGAUACCCCCACCCAUUAGAUCACUGUGACCUUGCUGGGGAAGGAGGAGUUGAAAUGCACAUAACUUCAGAUUUUGUUUUCUCCUAUUUGGUGUUUGACAUACACUCCUCCCACUCCCCACCUCCAACCCUCAUGACCUCUGUCUGGCCUGCGCUCCUUGCCCCGGGUCCAGACCACCCCUCUCACUUCUGUCCCUACAGCCUGGUGGGGGAGUAGCUUGCAGGAUGGACUUCAGGCCACCAGGCAGUAACCACAGGGCCUGCAGCAGUGCCCUGCUAGCCCAGAAUCCCACUCCUCUCCCAGCCUGGGCCUGGGGUGCAGGCAGGGGAGGCCCGGGACUGGCCAAUGGCCACAGCACAACUUGGGGACUGCCUGGUGUGAAAAUGGGGGACCCUCCUGAACAUGGCUCGCAGACAAAGAUUGGCACAGCAUAUCACCACUGAGCCCCAGGCGAGGGUCUGGGGUGCUGGGUGGGGUGCCAUGGUCCCUGUCCUAUGGCAAGUGAUCAGACUCACCAGCAGGAUCUGAGGAGGCUAAAGGCAGAGCCCUACCCAGCCCACUUUCUCCCAUCACCUGCACCCCAGAGAGGGGGUCCCUAGGAAGGUGUGUGUCUUGGAAUAGGGGUGUCUGCAACCAUGAGAUCCUGAGUGUUUUGGUGUACGUGUCUAGAUAACUCUACACUCAUGGGACCCUGUGGGGCUAUGUAUGACAAUGAAAGUGACCUGUAGGCUGGG